Molecule: messenger RNA, 1709 nt
Organism: Blastomyces dermatitidis ER-3
Lineage: Eukaryota; Fungi; Ascomycota; Eurotiomycetes; Onygenales; Ajellomycetaceae
Product: ribosome biogenesis protein BRX1
Exons: 2
Coding region: 126-1277 (383 amino acids)
Biological process (GO): rRNA processing; ribosomal large subunit assembly
Cellular component (GO): nucleolus
Molecular function (GO): rRNA binding
Source: RefSeq, a predicted model, not a curated record
GCGAAAAAUAUUAAUCGCGAGGAGACAUAUCCAAUCUCGAUGAACUGGGCGAGUUUGUGUAUUCCGUCUCGUUGACAAUCCUUCUUUUCAUUUGAAUUUUAGUUGUAUAAGGCCCUUUUUUCACAAUGUCUUCCGUAUACAAGUCCCUGUCCAAAAAGAAAAACCAAGCAUCCGUCACCCGCGAGGAUAUGGAGGACGCCGAUGUCUCCAUGCACGAUCUGUCAGAUGACCUGGAUGAGACAAGCGAUAGCGAUGACUACGAAGAUGAGGAUGAACAGAAUGAGCAGAAUGGGUUUGAAGGUGGUGUAGCGACUAAGUCGCAAUCGUUAUCAUCAGGAUUCAUGCCUAAAACUCGAGUGCUUAUGCUAACUUCGAGAGGAGUUACACAUCGGCACCGCCACCUUCUCUCAGACCUCACCUCCCUCCUCCCACACACACACAAAGAGAGCAAGCUCGACACUAAAAAGAAAACGGCCGGCUACAAUUUCCUCCUCAACUCUCUUGCAGACCUCCACUCGUGCAACGUAAUCUUCUUCCUCGAAGCCAAGAAGCGCGGCCAGGACCUCUACCUCUGGCUCUCACGACCACCAAAUGGCCCCACCAUAAAAUUCUCCGUGAGCAGUCUUCACACGAUGGGCGAGAUGGGAACCGGGUUCUCUGGCAACUGCCUCAAAGGCGGACGCGGGGUGGUUGUGUUUGAUAAGACAUUCGACGAGGCGGCUGUGAUGCGGAGUGGGAAUGAAUACAGGGGUCUCGUACGAGAGAUGUUGCGGAGUGUAUUCAGCGUACCGAAACGCGGGGUGCGGGGCAUGAAGCCGUUCAUAGAUCGGAUCAUCGGCGUGUUUGGCGUUGACGGGAAAAUAUGGAUACGGGUGUUUGAGAUUCGCGAGUCGGAGGGCGGGGCUGUUGCUGCCACGAAGACAAAAGAUGGCGAAGCUGAGGAAGAUGAUGCGGAGAAAGCAAAGCCGAAGCCCAAGCGAGGUGGCAAGGGUGGUGCUCCCGAUAUCACUCUGGUCGAGAUCGGCCCGCGCUUCGUACUGACGCCCAUUGUGAUACUGGAGGGAAGUUUCGGGGGGCCCGUCAUCUACGAAAAUAAGGAGUUCGUCAGUCCCAACCAGGUGCGUCGGGAAAUACGGCUACGGAAGGCGUCCCGGUUCGCGACAAGGCAAGUUGGGCAGACCGAUAGAACGGUCAAGAAGAGUGGACUAGGGCUUACGACGGAAGGGCGGGGAAAUAGGAGGCGGGAUCCUUUGGAGACGAAGGAAGUGUUUGGAUGAUUUAUGGAUUAGCGGAGGUAUGAUUUUGUCCAAUUGUUAGAGCUAUUUGCGUUCAUAUAUUUCUUGCGUCCUUCAUUUUCCUUCGUUUUCCUUUAGUCCUGGUGAUCAGGCGGGUGGGAAUGUGUUAUCUUAUAUAUAUAGACAUCAGUGCCACUUGUCCUUAAUAUUUGGGCUAUUUACAAUGAAAAAUGUGGCCUGCCAGAAACCAAAGAGUGUCUGGAACAAAAUAAUCCUUGAAUUUGGCGUUUAGAUUCCCAAUAGCCCCCGAACUUUUUGCAAGAAAGCCUAUGAUAUAAAGUUAAAGUAUUAAUAAGUCACACAAUUUUGUAAUCCGGAUCCAAUCCAGACCGAUGGUAUAACCCUGAUUACGGGGAAUUUGGAUUUCUAAUAUAUUUAACUGCUAGAGUGUUGCAAGAACCCACAACAUCAAAC